This is a messenger RNA of Peromyscus californicus insignis, 2992 nucleotides long. RefSeq names its product musashi RNA binding protein 1 (gene Msi1). Gene Ontology annotation, molecular function: RNA binding. The record is from RefSeq and is a predicted model, not a curated record. The coding region runs from base 54 to 1142 and encodes 362 amino acids. Gene Ontology annotation, cellular component: cytoplasm. The transcript is spliced from 15 exons. Lineage: Eukaryota; Metazoa; Chordata; Mammalia; Rodentia; Cricetidae.
CGCCGCCGCCGCCGCCGCCGCCGCUCCGCUGCCCGCGCCGCCCGCGGCUCCCGAUGGAGACUGACGCGCCCCAGCCCGGCCUCGCCUCCCCGGACUCGCCGCACGACCCCUGCAAGAUGUUCAUCGGAGGACUCAGUUGGCAGACCACGCAGGAAGGGCUGCGCGAAUACUUCGGCCAGUUCGGGGAGGUGAAGGAGUGUCUGGUGAUGCGGGACCCCCUGACCAAAAGAUCCAGGGGUUUCGGCUUCGUCACUUUCAUGGACCAGGCGGGGGUGGAUAAAGUGCUGGCGCAAUCGCGGCACGAACUGGACUCCAAAACCAUUGAUCCCAAGGUGGCCUUUCCUCGGAGAGCACAGCCUAAGAUGGUCACUCGAACGAAGAAGAUCUUUGUAGGGGGGCUGUCGGUGAACACCACAGUAGAGGAUGUGAAGCAAUAUUUUGAGCAGUUUGGAAAGGUGGAUGAUGCCAUGCUGAUGUUUGACAAAACUACCAACAGACACAGAGGGUUUGGGUUUGUCACGUUCGAGAGUGAGGACAUCGUAGAGAAAGUGUGUGAGAUCCACUUCCACGAAAUCAACAACAAAAUGGUGGAGUGCAAGAAAGCUCAGCCAAAGGAGGUGAUGUCCCCGACCGGCUCGGCCCGGGGCAGGUCUCGAGUCAUGCCCUACGGAAUGGACGCCUUCAUGCUGGGCAUCGGCAUGCUGGGUUACCCAGGUUUCCAAGCCACGACCUACGCCAGCCGGAGUUACACAGGCCUUGCCCCUGGCUACACCUACCAGUUCCCUGAAUUCCGUGUAGAGCGGACCCCUCUCCCGAGCGCCCCAGUCCUCCCCGAGCUUACAGCUAUUCCUCUCACCGCUUAUGGUCCGAUGGCGGCGGCGGCGGCGGCAGCGGCUGUAGUCCGAGGGACAGGCUCUCACCCCUGGACGAUGGCUCCUCCUCCAGGUUCUACUCCCAGCCGCACAGGGGGCUUCCUGGGGACCACGAGCCCCGGCCCCAUGGCCGAGCUCUACGGGGCGGCCAACCAGGACUCCGGGGUCAGCAGUUACAUCAGCGCCGCCAGCCCCGCCCCCAGCACUGGUUUCGGUCACAGUCUUGGGGGUCCCUUGAUUGCCACAGCCUUCACCAAUGGGUACCACUGAAGCAGGGGAGAGGUGGCAGGAGCGCCCCAGCCUGCAGCUGACUGAGGACCAGAGUGAGCCAGCAAGGGGAUGGGGACACCUCAGCCGCAGCAGCCCAGCCCCUCCGCUGCAACUCGGACCGACCGCUACUGCCUGUCCCCAGCCCCUGGGCCCAGCCCCUGCUCUGCUGUCCCCACACAUCUGGUUCCCCUACUAACCCCCCCUUUCUGACCUUGCCCCCUCCCCUCACCCACCUCUCCCUGUUCGCUUUUAUUUAUUUUGGAUUAGCCGGUUGCCCCCCCCCCCCGCCCCCACCCCCACCAGAUUUCCCCACUGGGGUCUGCCCCGUCCUUCCCUGCUGCCCCGUUUAGAACACCCCCAAGAAGGCUUUUGUAUUGUGGCUAGCUAGAGUGGGGACAGAGGGAGGCGGCCACAGGCUGCAGCCCCAACCCUGGUUUUUUUAUUCUGGCUUUUCCCUCUUUUGCUCUUUACAUUUUUUUUUUUAAAGGAACUGUUUUUAAACUAUUUCUAGGUUUGUGAAUGUGAAGCCCCAGGCCGCAGGGGGCAUGGGGCCAGGUGCCCCCCCCACCAGCUGAGAACAAAGUGUCUAUGGGUGUGGUCUCCUGGCCACCUCCCUCCAAUCCUGGAGAGGAGGGCAGAGGGCAGGGCGGCGGGGAGGCCAGGCCGAGCCCCUGGAACCAUCCCGUCCUGUAUCAUAUGUAAAUACUGUGAGGUGAAGUCCUAUCCCCACCCACCCCUCUCUAAGGCCCCUUGGGGUGUGGGCAUUGCCUGACCCCACAGGGCAAAGUUCUCCCCUUCUCCCCUCCCUGUGCCCUCCUCCUCAGACUUACGUAAGCUUACAGACCUCAGCUCUGGCCACGGCAGGCCCACACUCUCAGGCCUCCUGGGUUCAAGGCCUUGGGCCUACUCUCCCCUAAAACCCAGUGUGGGGGGCAAGGGGCCAGGGAAGAGGAGGGCUGCCUAGAGCCCCUGCUGGGAAGGAAUUAGCUCUCCAAAGGUCUCCUGGCCGCUGCUUAGGCGGGACCCUCAUGGUUUCUGCUCUGAGCCCUCCACCAUGGGUGGGCAUCAGGGGCACUUCAGUAAGGAGUAGAUGCUAGGGAAAGCAAAGGGCUUCUCAGGGAACCCCCACAUUCUCACUGCAGUUUCCCACCAGGAUAGUCCCGCAACCAGAGCCCUUGGUAGCCCCUUCCCCUGGAACCCCUUUCAGAGAAAAGAGACAGGGCCAGGGUGUGAACGUGGAGUGAGACCUGGCUGAUGCGGCAGGGCUGAGGCCUACCUGCUGUUAUCCCCUCUCUGUGUCCUUCCCCACCCAAGUCUGAGGCUGGGGGCUUAAGCUCCCUCCCCCAGCAGAGCCCCCAACCCUCAAAACCCCUUCUGGAGAGUUAAUUGUCCGUGUGAGGCGCUCACUCAACCCAUUAGCCCUGAGAACUCAAAGCAAUAAUCUUCGUCACCAAGAUGCGCGGCUGUUUUCGGUUUUUUGGGUUUUUUUUGUUUUUGUUUUUGUUUUUGUUAAAUAUUUCCUAAUAAAAGAGAAGCUGCAUUUUACUGGUUUUUUAUUUUUAAUUUUCUACGCAUCUGAGCUGAGCCCCAGGAGACUUAGCCCCCCCGCCCCACCCCCGCCCCCGCCCCCGUCCCUGGACCCGCUUACCCCACUGGGCCUAACUGUGGGUUCAGGGACCUGGGAUUCCAUUUUCUGAUUUGUUUGAGGAAAAAAAAAUUAUUAUUUUUUUUUAAAGAUGUUACAUGGUGUUUUUGAAGCCAGCAAAUUCCACCCUCGGUGUCUCUCCACAUCUGUAACUUCUUUUUCCAGGUCUUUGUUUUGAAUUCCUAAUAAAUUAUUUGAAAACGGU